UGUACGUGUUAAACAAAAGCUUAUUACGCCGCAAACCGCAACCGCGCAUUUAGAAGAGCUUAUAACCUACUGAAAAUGUCUGAUGAACAACCCAAUCUCGUGGCUGGACACCCACCUGCUUUGAAGGCAGGCGGCAUGCGUAUUGUCCAGCACAAGCCCACUGCAUCGGAGCGUGCCCCCAAGGAUGCCGAGGAUUGCACUGGUCUGACACAACCCGUUAGCGUGAACUCGGCUGUGGUGAGCGGUGCUCCCGUGAAGGGACACACGGACUUUACGCCAGCUUCUGCCCAGGUGGCACACUUGCCUAAGCCCCCAAUGUCUGUUCAGCAGAAGACUCAGAAUCACAUUCAACAGCCCCGCAAGUGAGGUCUUCCCUAUUCUACUAAAUAAUUACUUUGAUCUUUCGUUGAAAUUCUUCAAAUCCAAAUGGUAUUGAAAUCGUCUUUGUAAGUGAUUUAAGUUAACACAAUCCUUAUAUUUUUGCUACUGCAUUCCAAAUAAAUUUCAAUGUUUUGC
This is a messenger RNA of Drosophila persimilis, 516 nucleotides long. Its product is annotated as death-associated protein 1. The transcript is spliced from 4 exons. Bases 76 to 366 code for a protein of 96 amino acids. Gene Ontology annotation, biological process: cellular response to amino acid starvation; apoptotic signaling pathway; negative regulation of autophagy. Gene Ontology annotation, molecular function: death domain binding. The record is from RefSeq and is a predicted model, not a curated record. Lineage: Eukaryota; Metazoa; Arthropoda; Insecta; Diptera; Drosophilidae.